Molecule: messenger RNA, 1296 nt
Organism: Paramuricea clavata
Lineage: Eukaryota; Metazoa; Cnidaria; Anthozoa; Malacalcyonacea; Plexauridae
Source: the annotation of a GenBank genome assembly
CAAUUUGCAACCGACGGGAAAAAAAUUGCAAGUUGAAAUUUACUAAAGGUUUGUAAACAAAGCCUCUGAUUUGGACUAUAUAAGAAAUAGGGAAGCACCAAUCCAGUUGCUCAGGCUAUGUCAUUGGCUUUCAUUUUGCUAAUAGUCCCAAUCAGACGAUUGUUUAGAAACCUUUAAUAGUCAACUUGCAAUUUUUUCCCUCGCAAUCUGCCUAUAAAAAUUGCAAUAUUGUGGGACAAUAUUGCACUGUGCGAGUUGUGAUUUGAUCUGUGCGAGUGUGGUUUGAUCUGUGCGGACUUUGCCAUAUUUUAAAGAUGAAUUUCACUCGUUGCUGUGUGUUUGUUCUCUUAUGUAUUUCCAACAUCUACAAGAUACAAGGAUAUAAUUUUAACGCGUGUCCUACCAGUAAGAACAAUGUUCUCAACGUAACUUACGGAUCUUUGGUUGUUAAAUGUGGCACCAAAUAUGAUCUGGAAUUGGUCACUCCUGAUCCACCAAAUAUCUCAUUUUCUCACGCAGAUAAGGUACACAUUGUUGUUGUUGUACUAAAAACAUAUGUGUAUAAAAGAUGUAAUCCCAAAGAUUUUUUCUGCAACAAUUUAGUUUGAAUUUAAUUUUUGUUUUUUAUCCAGGAAAAAUUUUAUGAAGUGCUGAUGAUCGAUCCUGAUGCAUCGAAAUGCAGAAGUUGGCUACAUAUGUUGUUGUCUGAUGUCAAGGUAGGAAGAAUGUUAUCUAUCUCCUAUAGUUAAUUAUUAUAUUACUCUCUGUCCAAGGAUUUCAGUUUUUGCCGUGUUUUUUCGUCGGUUCUGGCUAGAACUAAUUGGCCAGAAGCAAAUUCUGGUGCACAGCUAGAAAUUACAAUGCUGUUUAUUUCAUUUAAGGGAAGUGAUCUUCAGAAUGGCAUUUCUGCUAAUGUUAAUACAGGGUUCAACGUGGUAACAGGUAUGAAAUACGUUUUAUAGCAAGAAGUAUGUCUUUAUUCUUUAGCUAGAUCUUUUCAUAUUGUUUUAGUCUGUUUUACUUAUGAUGGAGUAGUUUCCUAUAUGAUAGCUGACAUUUAAGAUUAUUGACUAUAGUAUCAUAUACUUCUACUGAACAAGAAAACAUUUUGCAUUUUACAAUGUAUAUGUACUGUAACACUUUAAUUUCAUUUUACAGAAUACAUGUCCCCAGGGCCUCCCAAAGGAGCUGGCUAUCAUCGGUAUAUUCAAGCUGCAUUUGGCCAUGAAGAACCCUUGAAUCUUGAGAAAAUAACACAACGAUGUGGUUUUGACAUUGAUUUAUUUAGCAUAACUC